GUACAGCGCAGCAGGAGCCCGCCGCAAGCCGACGUCCUACACUCCUACUCCCUCGUGCUCCCAACCUCGCCCGCCUAUCCCUCGCUUCCCCAGACCCCUCACCGGCGGGCGUAGCUAGCGUACGUCCAUCCAUCCGUCCAUGCUCCACCGCCACCAGCCCGCCGUUCCGACAAGCUCCAAUCAUACGCACCACCGGACCACCCUCGGCAAGGAGGGACAAGCUCACGCGCCUCGCGCCCUGCCCGGCCCGACCUCGAGCAGAUCGACACAUGCACGCACGACGUAGACGAUACACAACAGUACGCGGGGGCGCACUGACACACGCCCGCACUAUCAUCCCUGUCCCCCGUCCGUCCAUCUCCCCACUCGUGCGAGUUGCGAAUUUGCGAUGCGCCGCCUGAGCAGAAGCUCCAAAGCCUCAUGAUGGCAGCACGGGCCAGAGCCAGCACUCGCAGCAGCUGAUCCGAGCUCGUACAGGCGCGCCAGGCAGCACAUCAAUGGGCACACCACUCCUUGACCGCAUCAGUGACCGGUGGGACUGAGCACUGACUGCAGUCGCGUUGCUCUGCGCUUCUUCCUGGCUGGUGUCGGCGAACAGCAGGAGGAGGAGGCGAGAAGAAUCUUGGGAGCUUAGCUUGCAAUGCCGAGGCUGUAUUCGGAGGAAGGAGCAGGUGCUGACGAGGCUACCGCCGCUGCGACAGUGAGGCUGGCCAACAAGAUCCGGAAGCGCCGCGCGGUGUCGUCGUCGGGGGGCUCGGACCCGGCGGCGGUGGGGAGGAGGCUGCGGUCCAGGCGGCCCGCGGUGCGGCUGCCGCGGCACCGGACCAGCGCGGGCGGGGACAUGUCGGAGUCGUCCCGGAGCCGGCAUUGCCGUGGCAGCGGCAACCGUGUCGCCGAAGGGACGCUGCCGUCCGCGUCUGCGAGGAGGCUCGUCGACGCGUUCUGGCAGAACAUGGGCAGCGGUGGUCUGCUUGACGGGGACGCGGCGGCGGCGCGCCGGAGCCUGGUCCUGUGGAGCGGCGCCUCCACGAAGGUGUCCAAGAGGUCGAGAAGUAAGAGCAAGGUCUUGGAGGCUGAUGGUAAGGGAAGUCGGCGCAACGGCCAUCCUCGGUGGUUUUCAGCAGAUCUGAUGAGUAACGGUAGUGCAAUGGAGGUUGGUACCUUUUCUCAAGACGAUGUUUCAAGAUGUCCUGAAAAGACAGUGAACCUAGAUGAUCUGCAGAACAGCUUGAUUGCAGCUAAGGAGCUGGUAAAAGUACUUGCCCACAUAUGGGGACCUGGAGAGCUGAAUCCGUCAAGUGCAUCACUCAUUUCUGCUCUACGUUCAGAGCUUGAUGUUGCCCGUUCUCAUGUUAGAAAGCUAAUCAAAGAACAGAAAUCUGAUGCCUUUGAAAUUGAGGACUUAAAGUUGCAACUUACAGAAGAAUUGGAAUCGUGGAAGGUCAAACAAAAGGAGAAGGUUGGAAAUGCUCUCCGAUUUGUAGUUUCAGAGCUAGACACUGAGAAGAAGUCAAGGAAAAGAGCAGAGAAGACAAAUAAGAAGUUGAGCAUUGCCUUAGCAAACACUGAAGCCUCUUUGCAGGCAGUGACGAAAGAACUUGAAAGGGAGAGGAAGUAUAAAAGAAGAGUUGAGAAGAUCUGCAACGAGCUUAUCAGAGGCAUUGAUGAGGACAAAGCUGAGGUGCAGGCACUGAAGAGGGAAACUGAGAAGGCACAAGAAGAGCUCCAGAAAGAGCGUGAAAUGCUUCAACUUGCAGAUGAGUGGCGUGAACAAAGGGUUCAGAUGAAGCUUUUAGAAGCACGGGUUCAAUUUGAGGAGAAAAAUGCAGCUGUUAAUCAGCUGCGCGAUGAACUCCAAGCUUAUCUGGAUACUAAGAAAGAGCAGGAACCGUUGAAUGAUCCAAUGGAACUGUCCCAUGCAUCUGAAAUUGGCAACACUGCAGCUGAUUUAGUUCCUGACAGAAAUGGUGGAAACAUCAGCGAAGACGCCUCAGAAGGCAGUGAUAUACACUCCAUUGAGCUAAACGUCGAUGGCAUCAACAGGACCUACACCUGGAGCUACACUCCUUCCUCAAAAGGCAGGCAGAGGAGCCCAUCAAGGCAUGAACCGUUUUCGGAUAGAGGGAUGGAUGGAGUGAACUCGUGGCGUUUAGAGCAAAGUUUUCGGGACAUGGAUGAAGAACUGGAGGGAGACUGGGCAGAAGGGUGCAGCAACGGAAUGCUGAACUUGGAUCAUGACGAGGAGAGGUAUCUGGCUAUCAAGAAUCUGAGAGAGCAGAUGUUGGCCGGGUCGGGGUUCAUCCUGUCACAAGGUAGAGAAAAUGCUAAAAGAGAGUAUUGUGGCUUGUAAGAUAAACUGAACAAGAAAAAUUAAAAGUAAUGUGCCGUAUGAAUCGCUGCUUGAUGCUAGAUCCAACUGUUCAAGGAUAUAUAUAGUGAUGGUUCUCUGUGGAUUACUUUCCCCUUGUAAAUAUCUUGAGCUCUUGAAAGGUUAGGUUACAGGGCUGGUGUGUUCAUGUUCA
Messenger RNA from Zea mays, 2522 nucleotides. RefSeq names its product myosin heavy chain-related. The record is from RefSeq and is a predicted model, not a curated record. NCBI's taxonomy places the organism in Eukaryota, Viridiplantae, Streptophyta, Magnoliopsida, Poales, Poaceae. Bases 641 to 2350 code for a protein of 569 amino acids. The transcript is spliced from 4 exons.